GCAACUGUUUUGAAAGCUUUGAUCGCGGGAAAAGAUUGAUUCAAGGAGAUAAACAAAUGCCUCCAAGAAUGCAAGCUACUGCAGGAUUGUUGGAUACACCUGCAAGCAACAUGGAUAUGAAUGAAGAAUAUGAGCAAGAUACACCUACAAGCAACACAGAUAUGAAUGAAAACAAUGAAUACCCUGGGCCUAGAAAUGAACCAGGUCAAAUGAAUGAAUACACCUUGAUGAUGAGAAUGAUGACAUACAUGAAGAAACAGGACAGAUUGAUGGAAAUACUCAUAUAAAAACUAGGUGAAGACUCCGAUUCUUUGUCAAUAUGGAAUCAAAUGGAUAUCUUUGAACAGAGGGAUGAUUUGAUGGAUCAACUGGCUACGCGUGCCACUGCCACUCCUACAACUACUACACCUACCACUGCCAUUGCUCCUAGCCACCCUCCAUUCACUGUGAGAACCACUGCGAGAACCAUUGCAAGAAUAACUGCAAGAACUGUCAUGAGAACCACCGCGAGAACCACCAUGAGAAUCACUACAAGAGCCACCGCAAGAAUCACUCAUCCACACUACUACUACAAGCUGAGACCUCACAACCGCCGAAAGGGGGAGGGAUAAAUGAAUAUGAUGAAUACAACAAAUACAGACGAAUACAAAUGAAUACAAUGAAUGUGAUGGAUUUGAAGGAUUUGAGCACUACUGUGCGGUAAUUUCAUGUAUCAGGCCUAGUCCUAAUGAGGAAACUAGGUGCUGCUUUUUGUAAUUAAUUAUUAUUGCGGAUUUGAAUGAUUUGAGAAGGAUAGAUAGAAUAACUGCACGGUAGCUAGUCCGAGGGGGGGUGUGGAAGCCCUAGGCUUCCUAGUACGGACUAGCGCCCCGCACUAAGCAUAUAUCGCUCACU
This is a messenger RNA of Blastomyces dermatitidis ER-3, 894 nucleotides long. RefSeq lists its product as uncharacterized. The record is from RefSeq and is a predicted model, not a curated record. The transcript has a single exon. The coding region runs from base 330 to 611 and encodes 93 amino acids. Lineage: Eukaryota; Fungi; Ascomycota; Eurotiomycetes; Onygenales; Ajellomycetaceae.